GUUCGGAAUCUUCAACUGCUACCGUUAGCCGGCGUUUUCAGUUCUAUUGGAUUAUCAGGUACUUGUUUUCCGUGGGUAAAGUGUCAGGAGAACUACAUCUGGCUGGUCAGACAUCUAUUCCUGCCGGGGUUGUCAAACUCUCUUAUAGGACUGCUAUCAACUUUUAUGAACAUCCUGACCACACAAGGCGGGCAUGUCUCUGUG
Ilyonectria robusta is the source of this 204-nucleotide messenger RNA. RefSeq lists its product as uncharacterized. The record is from RefSeq and is a predicted model, not a curated record. The transcript has 2 exons. The annotation marks the transcript as partial. NCBI's taxonomy places the organism in Eukaryota, Fungi, Ascomycota, Sordariomycetes, Hypocreales, Nectriaceae.